Molecule: messenger RNA, 2120 nt
Organism: Ruditapes philippinarum (Manila clam)
Lineage: Eukaryota; Metazoa; Mollusca; Bivalvia; Venerida; Veneridae
Product: acetylcholinesterase-like
Exons: 3
Coding region: 130-1911 (593 amino acids)
Biological process (GO): chemical synaptic transmission; presynaptic membrane assembly; neuron cell-cell adhesion
Cellular component (GO): cell surface; synapse
Molecular function (GO): signaling receptor activity; neurexin family protein binding
Source: RefSeq, a predicted model, not a curated record
GUUUAAAACUUUAACAAUGUCUUUAUGUGACCGAGUAAAUCAAUAUCAUAAAGCUUUGCAGGUGUAUAAAAUGAUAUUUUCGGUACAUGAAGUGCAAUUGUAACACAUGCAAUAAGACAUAGAGCUAAAAUGUUUCGUAGUGCACUGUAUUCUAUUAUUUUAUUUUGCAUUCUGAAUUCUUACACAAACGCACAUAUUGCGAGAGUUGUAACAAAAAUUGGAGAAAUCAUUGGAACUAAUGUAAAGUUAAGUGCAGGCGGCGUUCCAUACAGUGUAAAUCAAUAUCUCGGAAUACAUUAUGCCAAACCACCCAUCGGAGAACUCAGGUUUCGGAAACCGGAAGCGUAUGGCGAAUUAAAUUCCCCGUACCACGCUUCAGAUUAUGGAUAUAUUUGCCCCCAGAUUUAUAAUCCAAUGGAGCCAGUUUUUGGCACGGAGGAUGAAGAUUGUCUACACCUGAAUGUGUUCGUACCUGACCAAAAUGCAGAUCUUGAUAAAGGCCAUGCUGUUAUGGUCUGGAUACAUGGCGGGGCGUUCGUUCUUGGGUCUCCGGAAGAAUUCGACCCAAAGACUCUUUGUUCUGUCGGUAACGUAAUAAUUGUAACGUUCAAUUAUAGACUUGGUCCUUUAGGUUUUCUUAGUACAAAUGAUUCGAAUAUGGUAAGCAAUUUAGGAUUAUGGGACCAGCAUCUUGCAUUGCAAUGGGUUCGGGACAAUAUCGAGUCGUUUGGUGGGGAUAAAAAUAGAAUAACAAUAUUUGGUGAGUCAUCGGGAGCAGCAAGUAGUAUUAUUCAAGGAAUGUUUGCGGGGAAUGUUGGCUUGUUUCACAGAAUCAUUGCCGAGAGCGGAUCUCCUUCAAUGAGACCAAUGAACUGUUCAAGAAACGCACGUGAUCAAGUGAUCUCGAUUGCGAACAGACUUAACUGUGCAGCAGACGACACUGCAAAAAUUAUAGAAUGUCUAAAAACUAAGUCAUGGAGAGAAUAUAUGGCCGUAGCCAAUGAUAUGGCAGCAAACUUUGACAAUUUAGACAAUGUAUUUUAUGAUCCAGUGGUUGAUGGCGAAUUUAUAAAGCAAGAUCCAAGAGACAUUUCAAAACUGGCCAAGACAGAAAAAAAUAAAGAACUGGAUAACUUCAGAUCAUUUGAUUUUCUAGCAGGAAUGAACGCAUACGAGGGAGCAUGCUAUGUUCCAUAUUUCAUAGGAACAGACAGCCCAGAAGACUUUGCGCCAACGCCUGCAGACAUGGGAAAUUUGAUACUCGCUGUCACCGGAAUGGUUUACAACCGAAUGUUCUCAAAACCAGUCAUGCGCUUUAUUGAACACGAAUAUACAGACUGGUCCAACCCAUCAAACUUUCACAACAUCCGGAUGCAGUUUAUGAGACUGUUUGGAGAUACCGGUGUCGCAGUUCCGGUUGUAGAAUUCGGUCGUCUGCAUUCAACUUCGAAAGAAACCAAAUCAUACAUGUACAAAUUCAUGCCAGCCCCGACAAACCGGCGUAUGGCCACGCCAAGUUGGACCCCAGGUGCAGACCAUGGUGAAGAAACAAACUAUAUAUUUGGCGUCGAGGACAAACCAAAUAUCACUGGAUGGGAAAUACAGCUGUCCAAAAAGAUGAUGGAGUACUGGACAAAUUUUGCAAAAACCGGUAAUCCAAACAGUCCGUUAAAAAUAGAUCCGGAAUGGCCAGAGUAUGACCUUGACACUCAAAAAUAUAUGACGUUAGAUAAAACUAUGGAUGACAGCUCUGUUCAACAGUUUCUUUAUGCACGAGAGUACGAGUUUUGGAAUGAACUCUUCCCGAAAAUGGCGGAAACAUUCAAUGAAAUAGAAGAGGAGACGGUUCCAGAGGAAAUGCCAUGUUCUGAAGAGGAGCACACACAUGAACAUGUACAUGACGAUUUAUAGGGCAGGGGGAAUAUGUUUGCUGCAGGAGAAGUCAUUUAUAGUCGGGCGGACUGCAAAUUUUUCUUCCAUAAACGAAACGUUUUUGUAACGAUAGUUAAAUUUCGUAAACGGAUGAUAUUACUUGAAUGGACAAAUUGUUUUUGUUUCUAGUAUGUUUUUCGCUCAAUUAGAGCUCAGAUGAUUGUUUAGAGAAGGGAUUCACAUGCUUU